CCUGGGGCUGGAGAGUGUGUUCCCGGAGAGUGCCCCCGGAGCUGGAGAGUGUUCCCGGAGCAGAUCCAGAGUGCCCCUGGGGCUGGAGCAGCAGCAUGUGUGUCCAGCGGUUGGUGCUGCUCCUGAGCGCCGUGGACCUGGCGGUAGUGACCGGGGCACUGUCCACCUGUACCACGUUGGACACCGAGCACAUCAAGAGGAAGCGGGUGGAAGCGAUCAGGGGCCAGAUCCUCAGUAAACUGAGACUGACCAGUCCCCCGGAGGAUCCGAGUCCGGCAGAGGUACCAGCCCAGGUUCUGGCAAUGUACAACAGCACCCGGGAGUUACUGCAGGAGCUGGCCAGAGACCGGCAGCAAGGCUGUGUCACACACAACACCGACUUCGAGUACUAUGCAAAGGAGCUCUACAAGUUUGAUAUGAUCCAGGGGCCUGCCGUGGACAGUAAGUUGGGUGUUUGUGGAUGUGGUUUCUGGUCACCACGUUACAGGAAAAAUGUGAAAGCUUUGGAAAGGGUUGGCACAACAUUGAGGGCCGAAGGGCCUAUACUGCGCUACCCAGACCCAGGAAAUCGGAGCAACCAAUGUUCACUGUUGGUGUUUCAGAUUCUGAAGCCUGAUGAUCACAUUGCCAAGCAGCGAUACAUUGCAGGGAAAGUGGUCCUUACAAAGGGUAUCAGCGAGUGGGUCUCGUUUGAUGUCACUGAGAGUGUGAAGGAAUGGCUAAUUAACAGAGACACGAAUCUCGGUUUGGAGAUUAGCGUUCACUGCCCAUGUCACACCUUCCAUGCCAAUGGUGUCAUCUCCAAUGAACACGAGGUCCUAGACGUCAAGUUCAAGGGGAUUGACGACUAUGAAUUCUCAGACAGCGGGGACUUGGGCAGACUGACCAAGCGGAAGGAACCGAAGUUUGUGCACAUGGGUCCGACAAACCCCCACCUGAUCCUCAUGGUGUUACCCCCACAUCGGCUGGACAGCAAACAGCAACAGAGCCAUCGCAAGAAACGGGCACUGGACACAGCUUAUUGCUUCAGGAACGAUGAAGAUAAUUGUUGUGUGCGACCUCUCUACAUCGACUUCAGACAGGACCUCAGAUGGAAAUGGAUACAUGAGCCCAAAGGAUACUACGCCAAUUUCUGCGCAGGUCCCUGCCCGUACCUCCGCAGCACUGAUACCCAGCACAGCACGGUGCUGGGAUUGUACAACACAUUAAACCCAGAGGCUUCAGCUACACCAUGCUGUGCUCCUCAGGACCUCGAACCACUCACCAUUUUGUACUAUGUCGGCCGAACACCCAAAGUGGAACAGCUGUCCAACAUGAUUGUCAAGUCGUGUAAAUGUAGCUGAGAUCCCUCGUGUUGAGUGUCGCUACAGUUGGGUAAUGAGGUUUGCAUGUUUAGCUGUGCAAGGGCUGUGUCUGAGAGAGCUGUGUGUGUGUGUGUGUGAGAGAGAGAGAGCUGUGUGUGUCUGAUAGAGCUGUGCAUGUGUGUC
Molecule: messenger RNA, 1487 nt
Organism: Chiloscyllium plagiosum (whitespotted bambooshark)
Lineage: Eukaryota; Metazoa; Chordata; Chondrichthyes; Orectolobiformes; Hemiscylliidae
Source: RefSeq, a predicted model, not a curated record